Pyricularia oryzae 70-15 is the source of this 2495-nucleotide messenger RNA. RefSeq lists its product as uncharacterized. The coding region runs from base 451 to 2049 and encodes 532 amino acids. The transcript is spliced from 3 exons. NCBI's taxonomy places the organism in Eukaryota, Fungi, Ascomycota, Sordariomycetes, Magnaporthales, Pyriculariaceae. The record is from RefSeq and is a predicted model, not a curated record.
GAAUGGGUGGGACUUCUACAGCAUGUUUCCCUCGAGACCUUGUUCAAAAAACAGAUCAUGACCCGAUAGCAGGGGAAAUAACAGUCAAAUUGUUUUGCUCUUCCCCCCCUUUUGAGUUUGCACAAAUCUUGUAGCUGUUCCCAAUUUUCUUUUUCCUUGGUAGUUGCGUCUUUUGAGCUGUUUCGUCCUUUUCUUUCUGUACACCUCUCAUUCCAUUCAACCUAAGCGCAAAUCUUCCAUCCUUUCUGAGUGCGAACCGCGUCAACAUGGCGGCACUGCCUCAUGCUUCACAACGUGCGGAUGCCAUAGUUCUCGAGGCAUGCGCGCUCAUAGAUAGCGGAGGACUGCCUCAUCCAUCGCCUCGAUUGCUCAAAAACUUCAUUCUGCAAGCAUUGGACCCGCGCGCCCCCGCCAACUUCGUGCUGAAGACCUGCGAACCUUUCAAAUACGAUGCAACGGGGCUGGGGCUCCAUGCUCGUCUAUCUGAGCUCCUGGCCGACUGGAAAUUUAUUGUUCAAGCAGUCAAGGAGCGAUCAGGCUGAACCCACCAGUAAAGUCUCAAACCAUGGCGACCAACCGCCGGUUCCUAGUGUGCCGGCACAGGAAGCAAUCUUCAGGCGUGACGGGGGAAUGUGCUGCAUCACCGGUAAGAAGGGAACUGCAGACGACCCUCUAAUUGUGGCACCCGUCAUUCCGAUCCCGUCGAUGUGGUGCGCAGCCGAGCCCCGGAAUCCCAAUGUCAUUCCAAUGUUGAGUGCCUUCUUUGGAGCGCCUUAUCGGGACUGGUGGCUGGCCUACAUUCGAAACCCUGAAAGGAUGGAGCCUCUUAAUAGCCACUGGCUUGUGCGGCAGUCUGCAGCAAAGGCAUAUGCAAAAGGCCUUGUUGCCUUCCAGCGAUUACCGUCAUCCUGGAUCGAGUAUAAUAUACAGGAGCUGGAAGUUGGCGUCAACUCCGAGUCGAUUGAGAUCGACGGCCAUUUAGCACUUCUUGGAGAUCGUUCUCGACGGGGACUUCCAAAGGUAGACCCGAAGUUUCCUGGAACACAUGCUCGAUUCACGGAGAGCAUGAGAUGGUUGGCGUUGGUCGAGGAUAUGGAGAAGCUCAACACACCCAAGCCUAAGCAAACAGGGUUAGGGACCUCUUUUCUAGGUUUGCGCUCAGGACUCGCCAGCCUCGGCUCGUCUUUCACUCAACGCCUUGGGGACAUAUUGCUAGCAAUUUGGCGAAGGUUUCCCGACUCUAUGCGGGUGGCCUUCUACAAGCUCCUGCGCAAGGUGGGACAUCGACUAUACGGGAGAGCACGCGCGGAUACCGCAAAUACGCAAAGACUCCCUUUUGGGCUCUAUUUCAAAACCGGGGCCCAUCCCGAGGUGAUGCGUAACGAAUUUCGUGCACUUCAGAUUGUUCGCGAGCACACCAACAUUCCAGUACCGAGGCCGAUAGACCUUGCCUUCAUCCCCGACGGUGUCGAUAGUGACAACGAUCAGGGCUUUAUGGUCAUGUCUCGGAUGCCCGGCCAUCAACUUGCCGUAGCACAUGACAUGAUAUCCGAACUCGACGAGGCAGGCUUCGUCGCUCAGAUGCAGGACUACCUUAGACAACUGCGCAACAUCCCCAACAUAGUGAGCUCAGAAUACCAAAUUUGCAACACCCUCGGAGGUCCCCUCCGAGACGAGCGUGACAACUGGGGGGCCCCACGGGGCCCCUAUGCAGACGAGGCUGCCUUCAGCAAGUUCCUGCCACAUGCAGACGACCCGGGCCGCUCGGGACACGAAAUCUACUUUACGCAUGGCGACCUCAACGACCGCAACGUCCUCAUCGGCAUUGUGCCGCUGCCCGACGGGUCACGGGGGUGGAGGGUGACGGGUAUCGUCGAUUGGCAAUUUGCUGGGUUCCUGCCAGAGUACUGUGAAUACACCAAGUCCAUGUACGAGGGGUUUCGGUUUUCUAAAAGGGUGCAGCAGAUGUACCAUACCAUAUUCAAAGGACUGGGUGACUAUACCAAGGAAUACGAUGUCGAGUUCAGGCCGUCGGACAGGGCCGGGUAACUACCUAGUCACCGCGUUCAAAACUUUAUGAACAAGUCUGACCGGGUUUCCUUUGUCAUCGUUCAGACGAUAGGAUCGACUUGGAUUUGUUUGUCUGAACUCGUCGUCGGAUGGGUUUUUGAGAUGGAUGAGUACAGAAUGAUAUAGCAGCGAAUGUUUGGUUUCUGUUUGCUUCAUGUUGUCUUUGACACAAGUUUUCUGUCUACUCUCGGCGUUGUUUAUAGAACUUGGAUCCACCCACCCCUUUGCUCAACCCCGCUCGCGAACUACCAUAGUAUGCUCAAUUCCCACUUAUAGUAUCCACGAUACCCACCUUGUUAGUGCGAAUAUCUCACUCACCUUAGCUCUCUUUUUUUCUCUCUCGGUAUAUCAUUAGUUUGUGAUUUUCUCCUCAUUCUGUAGCAGGCCCGUUGUUUCUGUUUUAUCAGACAUUGCGUCAUUCCCGU